This is a messenger RNA of Zootermopsis nevadensis, 1315 nucleotides long. It is a transcript of the gene Scox, whose product is annotated as Synthesis of cytochrome c oxidase. The record is from RefSeq and is a predicted model, not a curated record. Gene Ontology annotation, cellular component: mitochondrial inner membrane. Gene Ontology annotation, molecular function: copper chaperone activity; copper ion binding. Gene Ontology annotation, biological process: mitochondrial respiratory chain complex IV assembly; intracellular copper ion homeostasis. NCBI's taxonomy places the organism in Eukaryota, Metazoa, Arthropoda, Insecta, Blattodea, Termopsidae.
CUGAGGUGUCGGGUGGAAGAACACAUUAUGAAACCGAAGUUACAACAUCAAAUGUCACCUCGUAAAUAUAGUACUAGUCACAGAAACUAAUUACAAAGCACGAGUGCCAGUUCUGGUAAUAUAAUUACCUUUACCCUCGAGUAGGAUGCGAAAUGUUUGUGUUUGCAAGAAUAAUCUGUGCUAAACUACCGACGCCGACCAAAAUGUUAGCCUCAUUCCUUCGAAGAUGGCAGAAGUGUUCGUGUGCUAAGUAACGUUUUAUUUCAUUGACAAUGUUUGUUGUGCUGUGGCCAAUAAUGAAUCUUAUAUGUUUAUCUGUCAUAGAAGAAGAAGAAUUUAGGUCAUGUUUCAUAUUACAAGACGUCGUUUAAUGCCAUGUGUUACAGACAUGAUUCUCGGUUCCUUGCAAAGUAGAAAGUUUGGUGCCCUUGGAGGUACAAGGUUGUAUUGCAAUGAUCCACUUCCACCAAAAAAACCCAAACAAUCAAAAGGACCCAUAACAUGGCGGAGUCUUUCUAUAACAGCUGUCAUUGGAGGAGGAUUUUUGGCGUUUAUGUUAUAUUUGAAGCGUGAGAAAGAAAUUGCAAUCCAGAAGGAACGAAUGCGGCAGCUUGGGAAGGCAGCCAUUGGAGGACAUUUUGAAUUGGUUGACCAUGACAAUCAAAUUCGUAAGAGUGAGGAUUUUAAAGGCCAGUGGCUUCUAAUUUAUUUUGGUUUUACACACUGCCCAGAUAUUUGCCCUGAUGAACUUGAGAAAAUGGCAAGUGUUAUAAAGAAGCUUGAUUCAGAGGAGAAGGUCCCCAAAGUGCAGCCCCUAUUCAUAACAGUUGAUCCAUUGAGGGACACACCAGAAAUUGUGAAAAAGUAUGUAAGUGAAUUCUCUCCUCGGAUCCUGGGCCUGACGGGGACUGUCGAGCAGGUGGAGAAAGCUUGCAAAGCAUACAGAGUGUACUUCAGUGCAGGUCCAAGAGAUGAAGAAAAGGAUUAUAUUGUUGACCACACAAUUAUCAUGUACCUUGUAAACCCAGAUGGAGAAUUUGUAGAUUAUUUUGGACAGAUCCGGACAGUGGAAGAGAUUAUCACUGUUAUCAAGGUGAACAUGGCAAAGUGGGAUCAGCUACACAAGGGUUGGUUCUGAAGUCAUAUGAUGAGUCACCAUCGGUGAACAUGGAAGUCGUCUUGCACAGGAUGUUGUGUCUUCGACAAUGUGGAGUAUAAAUCUGUGCGUGCAGACCUUACAGUUGAACCUUAAAACUUUGCAUACGGUGUGGUGUAUUAGAAUAUAAAUAGGCAAACAAAAAAACUAUUAACACUA